CAUUCGGAAGCCACGCCCGUCCAAACGCGCUCAAGGAAACCAACGACAUUGACAGCAUUUCCUACUGUUGUUUACUAACAUUUCACGCAAGCUGCAAAGCUGUAGUUUGAUUCUGCUUAAACUUUUGAGAUGGCUUCCAGCUUCAGGAAACCCAGUGCCACCACGAACCAGCGGAAGAGAGCAGGCCCCAAACCAGAACUGACGGAAGAACAGAGGCAGGAGAUCAAAGAGGCGUUCGAUCUGUUUGACACAGACGGGUCUGGAAACAUAGAUGUAAAGGAACUGAAGGUUGCUAUGCGAGCUCUGGGGUUUGAGCCGAAGAAAGAAGAGAUUAAAAAGAUGAUUGCUGAUAUUGAUAAAGAAGGAUCAGGUGUAAUCAGCUUCAAUGAUUUCCUUUCUAUGAUGACACAGAAAAUGAGUGAGAAGGACUCGAAAGAAGAAAUCCUGAAGGCUUUCAGGCUAUUCGAUGACGACUGCACCGGCAAAAUCUCUUUCAAAAAUCUCAAGCGGGUGGCGAAAGAGCUCGGGGAGAACCUCACGGACGAGGAGUUACAGGAAAUGAUCGACGAGGCCGACAGAGACGGUGACGGAGAGAUUAAUGAGCAGGAGUUUCUACGGAUAAUGAAAAAGACCAGUCUGUACUAAAUCCCUCCUUCAUGAAAGCUAUUAUAUCUAUAAGCCUCUUAAAGAACUUAGUGUUGUUUUGUGUUGCCUUCUUUUCUUUUUUUACAAGGUUGUAAAAACGUUUUAAUCUAUACAUAUUUUGUACAGUAUUAAAUAAAAAUGUAUUUGCAUUUGUGUGGUCUGUCUCCAGAAGUGUACACAAUAUUUACGAAUAUAUAAAAAUGUAGGAUAUCCUUUUGAGUUUCGAGGCUUAAAGUGGAAAUCGCCAAGUGUUUGCCCAUAAAAAAAUAUACUCUUCUUGGUCUUCAGCAACUUUUUUCUAAUAAAAUCACAUAAACAGCAUUCAUAUAAAACUCAAAUAAAAUAUUUUGCAUAUAGGGAAUAUCCUUUUUACACUAGAAAGUACUGAGCCAAAUAAUGUUAAAAUAAUACUUAAAAAAAAAACAGGAGUGUAUAUGAUAAUAAAUCCAUGCAGUACCCAUUGUGACUUAUAGAGGGUAAUCUUACGAGAUUUUGCUCAUAUUUACGAUUGUUAUUAUUUUUUUUAAAAUUAAUUAAUGUAUUGCUUUCAAAUUUUAAAAGAACAUUGCGGGCUGAUAGAUAGACAGAUAGACAGACAGAUAGAUAGAUAGAUAGAUAGAUAGAUAGAUAGAUAAAUUUUCAGCCAGCGAUUGACAACAUCCGUUAAAAACCAAAUAUAACACGAGUUGACUGUGAUAUUUGCAUUUUAGUUUAAGAUGAAAUAAAGGUCAAAUCGAGAGUGAGUGUUGAACUGGGAAACACCUCGACAUGCGUUGGAUUUUUUAACUUUCCCACGAAUACACUAAAACCAGAAAAACUGACAUUUUAAGAAGUCGUUAAAAAAAGGGUUUGUUAAAGUGCUCAUCCGCCCAUGCAGUAAUACAAAUUCUGUCAUCGUCUAUUCACCCUCAUGUUGUUCUAAACCUGUGUGCAUUCAUUUCUGCUAAACAUGAAAUAAGAUUAUUUCUAUAUGUUGUUAACCAAACAGUUUCAAUUCCCAUUUUUUUGUCCAUGCCAUGGAAGUCAAUGGGAACCGAAACAGUUCAGUUACUAACAUUCUUUACAAAAUCUUUUGUUCCAAAAGGUGAAUGAAUUAUCACUGAUUUUUCAUUUAAAGUCUGAGUUAAGGUAGGAUUUAAAUGUAAAUACUGAAGCUGUCAAAUCGAUUAAUUGUGAUUAAUUGCAUCCAAAAUAAAUGUUUGUGUUUACAUAAUA
This is a messenger RNA of Labeo rohita (rohu), 1860 nucleotides long. It is a transcript of the gene cetn4, whose product is annotated as centrin 4. The record is from RefSeq and is a predicted model, not a curated record. Gene Ontology annotation, cellular component: centrosome; centriole. The coding region runs from base 130 to 645 and encodes 171 amino acids. Gene Ontology annotation, molecular function: calcium ion binding. Lineage: Eukaryota; Metazoa; Chordata; Actinopteri; Cypriniformes; Cyprinidae. The transcript has 5 exons. Gene Ontology annotation, biological process: nucleotide-excision repair; mitotic cell cycle; centriole replication.